AUGGCCUUGCCGGAGAUCCCCGACGAGCUCCUGGUGGAAAUCCUCCUCCGCUUCCCCACCGCAGCCGACCUCAUCCGCGCCUCGGCUGCCUGCGUCUCCUUCCGCCGCCUAAUCGCCGACCGCUCCUUCCCCCGGCGCUUCCGCAAGCUCCACCCCCCGCCGCUCCUCGGCUUCCUCGACCCCGAGCGGCACCGCUUCCACCCCGCCGUCCCGCCUCACCCCUCCGCGCCCGCGGCCAGGGCCGUCGCCAGCGCCGCCGACUUCUCCUUCGGCUUCCUCCCCUCCCCGUCCCGGCGCUGGUUCGUGCGGGAAGUCCGUGACGGCCGCGUGCUCCUCGACAGACCCCGCCGCCUCUACGCCGGUGAGGUGUUCGGACCUCUCUUCAAGGAAAUGGCUGUGUGCGACCCCUUGCACCGGCAGUACCUCUUGCUUCCUCGGAUCCCCGAUGACCUAGCCGCUUCUGUCGUGGGCGCACAAGGGUCGUGCUAUGCCGACUCAUUCCUCGUCCCUUCCGGCUACGACGACGAGGAGGAAGCAGCUGCUACGGAGGAGCCAUCAUUCAGGGUGAUCUGGAUGGUGCUGCUCCAAAACAAGCCGGUGAUCGCUGUCUUCUCUUCCGGCACAGGGCAAUGGCGAACCGUCCCAUCACCGACUUGGAGCGAGAUGUCACCUGGCUUCGUGUUAUCGACACUGUUUAUCUUCAUGAGGCGCCAUUACGCCCAUGGCUGUUUCUACUGGAUUUCAGGCUCCACUGAAAAAUUGCUGGUGCUUGACAUCCGCAGGAUGGAGCUGUCCGUGGCUGACCACCCGCCCUGUGAAAGAAAUCCGGCUGAUGAUGUGACCAUCCUGGAGGCAGGGCAAGGCACAACUCUGCUGUUUGUGCUUAAGCGCAGCACGUCUCCCGUUACUUAUACUGUUUGGCGAAACAAUGGUGGGAGCUCCACCCAGUGGCAGAUGGACAAGACAUUCUCGCUGGAUUCUGGGUCCUUGCUCACAGGUGCAGUGGGGAGGCACUUGCUCCUAUAUCAUGGCGGAAGCUCAGUCAAGCGAGGUUGUUCCACGCAGGACGUUGACACAUUCCAGCUUGACAGGGUGUGUGCCACAUUUCCCAAACCGUCACACGCAUAUUGCAACCUCCCGCCGUCGUUAUUAUCAUCACCGACAGUGUCAAGUGGCACACCCCAGGGAGCGGGGGACACUGUGCCGGUGCCUGAAGCAGGAGAAGCUGGCCCUGGAGGUGUGCAACGACCCGUCCUCUCAUCUGCCGCCCAAGCCCUUAACCCCUUGCUCGACAACAAUGGCGCGGAGGCGGGUCGUGGUGGGGCCAGAAGGAGGCGCUGGGGCUGGGGCUGGGGCUGGGCCUGCGGAGUCUGCAGGGGCCGGGUAGCCGAGCUGCGAGGAGACGAGGGACCGGAGUAG
Triticum turgidum subsp. durum (durum wheat) is the source of this 1419-nucleotide messenger RNA. Lineage: Eukaryota; Viridiplantae; Streptophyta; Magnoliopsida; Poales; Poaceae. The record is from the annotation of a GenBank genome assembly.